GAAUGGUCACUAAACAAAUGACUGUAAGUCGAGGACUGCCUGCAUUCUCCAAAACGGGGUGUGGUUAGGAGCUAUGCUCAUCAUCUGGUUUCUGAAUCUACCCACAGACAGAUUGUUUAACCGGAAAGUUUGCUUUUACUGGAAGCUGAACAAACCUCUCAAGCAGGCAACUGCAGUCUCUCUCUUGCCUGUCCUGUCAGCCUUCCUAGAUUAAAAAGGAAAGGUCUCUGUCUGGAUUAGCCCAGCAAACUGAUCCAGAUCGUUCCCCUUUGCACAAACGAGCACAGCAACCACAGCCCAGUUUGCAAUAAUUUGGGCAACUUCCGAGUGGACCUUGGAUUACCCUCCCUUUUUUGCCUGGUUCGAGUAUCUGCUUUCCCACGCUGCUGUGUACUUCGACAAAGAGAUGCUAUCCAUUCAGAACCUCAACUAUUCCAGCCAAAUGACCGUUCUUUUCCAAAGACUGUCGGUGAUCGCUACCGAUACGCUCUACAUCUAUGCUGUGUACCAAUGCUGCAGUUGUGUAAACGGGAAGCGGGGUGCAAAAGACCCCUUGGAAAGCCCACCGUUUGUUCUUUCGGUCCUUCUCCUGUGGAAUUUUGGCCUCUUAAUUGUGGAUCAUAUUCACUUCCAGUACAACGGUUUCUUGUUUGGAUUGCUGCUGCUUUCCAUUGCUCGAUUAUUCCAGAAAAGAUACUUAGAGGGAGCAUUUCUCUUCGCUGUCCUCCUGCAUUUCAAGCACAUCUUCCUCUAUGUAGCCCCAGCCUAUGGCGUCUAUCUACUCCGAUCUUACUGCUUCGCCCAAAAUAAUCCAGAUGGAUCUCUUCGGUGGCGCAGUUUCAGUUUUCUACGCGUGAUCGUGCUUGGAUUAAUUGUCUGCCUCGUUUCUGCCGUUUCCUUGGGACCGUUUUUGGUUUGGGGUCAGCUUCCUCAACUUUUCUCUCGCCUCUUCCCUUUCAAACGGGGCCUCUGCCAUGCCUACUGGGCCCCAAACGUUUGGGCGGUGUAUAACUCCCUUGACAAAAUGUUGUCAGUCCUUGGGCUAAAGUAUCAAUUGCUUGACCCUGCAAAAAUACCUAAGGCGGCCAUGACCGGAGGGCUGGUUCAGGAAUUUCAGCACAGUGUCCUUCCUUCUGUGACCCCACUAGCAACCUUAUGCUGCACCGCCAUCUCAAUGGUGCCUUCUGUUUUCUGUCUUUGGUUUAAACCCCAAGGGCCCAGAGGAUUCCUCAGGUGCUUGGUUCUCUGUGCGCUAAGCUCCUUCCUGUUCGGUUGGCACGUCCACGAGAAAGCCAUUCUCCUCGCCAUCCUUCCUUUAAGCUUGCUGUCCGUGGAGAGGUCAAGAGAUGCUGGUAUUUACCUAAUACUGUCCACUACGGGACAUUUUUCCCUCUUCCCACUGCUGUUUACCACCCCAGAGCUGCCCAUUAAAAUAUUGCUGAUGCUCCUCUUUUCGGUAUACAGCUUCUCCUCCCUGAAGGCCCUUUUCAGGAACGAGCCUCUGCUUCACUGGCUGGAAGCAGUCUACCUCAUUGGGUUGAUACCCAUCGGAAUCGUCUGUGAAAUUGUGUUCCCUUUUACUUCCUGGGCUCAGAAACUUCCUUUCCUACCUCUGUUGCUCACCUCAGUGUAUUGUGCUUCCGGCGUCAUCUAUGCCUGGCUCAAGCUGUACAUCUCGGCCUUCACCGGACCAUCGGAAAGCAAACCAAAGAAAGAAGAGUGAUGUAUAUAUCAUGGGUUCCAAGCCGGCAAGGAUCAUUCCAAGAAAGCUCACCACCCACACACAGGUGCCAACAUUGGACGUCCUGUCCAAUUCCAGAAGUGGAGCUUUAAAACACCUUCUUUAAAGACUUGGGGACUUGAAACAAAUCAGAAAGUAAUCAGGUGUUUAAACCAGUGCAGUCUGAAUGCAAUGUAUUGCUUAUUUACAUAAUUGGUGUAGCAAGAAAAAAAUCAAUCUUUUUUCCUUAUUUUUCUUUUGAAUUAUUCUGUCUCCCAACUGCCACAGGGAUGUGCUGAUACAAAUAACAGAGGGAAAUGAACAAUUACUUUCUCCCGAAUAUUAGGACUUGGGUUGAAGGCAAUAAGGGGUUAAAGUUUAAAUAGGCACACUCAAUAACAGAUGUGUAAUUAAUAUAUGUAUGUGUGUCCUUUAUUUAUAAGGACACAUAUAAAGGACACAUGCUGAAUUCCCCAACUCUAUUACAGAAUCACUGUUCUCUAGAAAAAGUUAUCAUGCAGGACAAUUUAAAAAAAUGUGAAUAAAGGAUUCAUUUUUCUAUC
Thamnophis elegans (Western terrestrial garter snake) is the source of this 2283-nucleotide messenger RNA. It is a transcript of the gene ALG8, whose product is annotated as ALG8 alpha-1,3-glucosyltransferase. The record is from RefSeq and is a predicted model, not a curated record. The transcript has 12 exons. Gene Ontology annotation, cellular component: endoplasmic reticulum membrane. NCBI's taxonomy places the organism in Eukaryota, Metazoa, Chordata, Lepidosauria, Squamata, Natricidae. Bases 407 to 1723 code for a protein of 438 amino acids. Gene Ontology annotation, molecular function: dolichyl pyrophosphate Glc1Man9GlcNAc2 alpha-1,3-glucosyltransferase activity. Gene Ontology annotation, biological process: protein N-linked glycosylation.